AUGAUGUUUCCGUUGUGUGUGUAUGCUGCUGUUAUCUUAUGUUCUUUUACAUCAAUUAGCAAUGGAAAUGUCGAACAAACUGUAUUACGUGGUGUCCAAACUUCACUUCUUUCAAUGUAUAUUCCAUCGAAACCAUUUACUUGUCUUGAUGGUUCAUUAACAGUUCCAUUUGAAUUUGUUAAUGACGACUAUUGUGAUUGUCAAGAUGGUAGUGAUGAACCAGGAACGUCAGCUUGCUCAAAUGGACAAUUUUUUUGUGAAAAUAAAGGUUAUCUUGGUACAUUAAUACCUUCACAUUUUGUCGGUGAUGGUAUAUGUGAUUGUUGUGAUGGAUCCGAUGAAUAUGAGACUACUAUUGUUUGCAAUAAUACUUGCUUUGAGUUAACUCAAAAAUUUCAAGCUGGACGUGAUGCAAGACGAACAUUACAUGAAGCAGGCGUAGCAAAAAAGAAAGAAAUUAUUGCAAAAUCAAAAGCCAUUACUUCUGAGCGACAAGAACAUUUCAAUGAGCUUGAACGAGAUUUAAAUAAUCUAGAAAACGACCUGAAAGAGACGGAAAAACUGAAACAAGAAGCAGAAGUUCUAGAAUAUGCAGCAAAAGAAAAAAAUCAAAAACUCUGGGAAGAAAAACGUGCUAUACAACAAGCCAUGGUUCGUGAUCAACAAAUACGUGAAAUUUUUGUUGAUUUAGAUACCAAUGAAGAUUCAUUGGUAUCAAUCGAUGAACUACAAAAACAUACAGAACUUGAUACCAAUCAAGCGAAUGAAUUUACAGUAGAAGAAGUUCGAUCAAUACUUGGCUCUGAUUCAGUUAAUUUCAAUGAGUUUAAUACGAUUGUAUUUGAAAAAAUAUCGAAUUCAUAUCAAAGCUCGCCUGAACCAACGACACCCACACCUGAACCAACUCCACUUCCAGAGCCAUCGAUAUAUUCAGCAACCACUCCAUCAUCUAUAUUAGAAACACAUGGAUAUGAAGAAGAAGAAGUCACAACGACAUCAUCUUUCUAUAAAGAUAAUGAGGAAGAAAAUAACAAUGAAAGAGAUGAUUAUCAUGAAUCUUCAUCAGUCUCAACAUCACUUGAACACGAAAAACAUAUUCAUGCUAGUUUAGCCCCAGAAUAUGAUAAUGAAACUAAAGUAUUAAUACAAAUAGCUGAUCAAGCUCGAAAUGAAUACAAUCAACUCAAAGAGAAAAUUAUUCAAAUUAAACGUCAAAUUCAAGAUUUUAAAAAGCAAUCAGAUGUUGAUCUUGGACCGAAUAGUGAUUAUGCACCGAUACUUGAUGAAUGUUUUGAUUAUGAUGAACGAGAAUAUACAUAUCGAAUAUGUAUGUUCAAAACUGCUAAACAGAUAUCAAAGGGUGGUAGUAGUGAAGUUACUAUAGGCUAUUGGGAUUCAUGGUCUGGACCGAAAGAUGAUAAAUAUUUGAAAAUGAAAUAUUCUAACGGUGCUACUUGUUGGAAUGGUCCACCUCGAUCGUUAACAGUUACAUUGCAAUGCGGAACUGAACAAAAACUUAGCGAUGUACGAGAACCAAGUCGAUGCGAAUAUACUAUGACAUUUGAAACACCAUUGGCAUGUGAUGAAACUAUAGCUAAUAGACCUCUACAUCCUGGCCAUGUCGAAUUUUAA
This is a messenger RNA of Rotaria socialis, 1632 nucleotides long. The record is from the annotation of a GenBank genome assembly. NCBI's taxonomy places the organism in Eukaryota, Metazoa, Rotifera, Eurotatoria, Philodinida, Philodinidae.